Aphis gossypii (cotton aphid) is the source of this 3464-nucleotide messenger RNA. RefSeq lists its product as uncharacterized. The record is from RefSeq and is a predicted model, not a curated record. Lineage: Eukaryota; Metazoa; Arthropoda; Insecta; Hemiptera; Aphididae. The transcript is spliced from 8 exons. The coding region runs from base 443 to 2737 and encodes 764 amino acids. Gene Ontology annotation, molecular function: serine-type endopeptidase activity. Gene Ontology annotation, biological process: proteolysis.
GACGCGACGGUCCGCGGCCAACAGCAGCGCCAAGUCCGAUUCCGAACGCAUCAGUCCGAUCUGUCCGCUCGCGCCGUCAUGCCGGCCCGAGAACACAGCACUGGUUCUACGUCGUCUUCCGGUCCGCAACCGUCUUCUGCAGCAGUUCGCGAAUAACGCUCUAUUCGACGUAAACCCUAAAUUUUCCAACCAAUUCAUAAUUGUAAUAUCAUUGUAAUUAGUGUCCGAGGAACCGUGUUUUUCUAUUCAAAACAAAAGCUACAUUUUUUAUUCAUUUCACUAAACUUAAAAAAAGUUUUAAUUAAUUUUUUUUCUAAUUAAUUUUUACGCAACCAAAAACAUAAUAUCGUAUAGGUAUUAUAUUUAAUUUUCACAUCAUAAAUAAAUGGCUGGAGAGUUUUCACGUUGACACCGGUCAUUCGUAACUCGUAAAAUUCGUACCAUGUUCGUCAUGUCACAGAGAUGCAACCGUCUGAGGUGUUUGCUAGUGUUUUUGCCCACAUUGGCAGUGGUGAUGCUAUUGGCCGACCGAUGUCUCGGAUCCGAUAACAACAACAACAACAACAACAACGGCACGGCAACGCCAACAACGGCCAUCAUAUCUGCUUCCGAGCUGUCGUCGUCGUCUCAGUGGGCCGAAUACUCGACGCAAUCGUCACUGACAAACAGUGGCGGCAACGAGACGGCGGUCGGCAAACCGAGCAAGUUCGACGAACACGUGGAGGACUGGCAGUACGUGGACGAUCCACUGAAGAACGUCACGGCGGUCGCCGAACCCGCGGCCGUCGCCGCCGGCAACUCGACCGCGUGCAAGACGUGCUUGACCGACAAGGCCAAAACGCGCCGGGACAAGCGCAACCACGACGUACGGUUGUUCAAGAUGGCCGUCAAGCAGUCGCGACACCGGGACCUGUACGCGCAGCUGAUCGCCUCGGUGGCGGCCAAGCAGUCGUACCGGCGCAAGCGGUUCCGCCGUCAGGCCCCGUCGUCGGAGGCGGCCGAGUCGUCCACGUACAAGCAACUGUUCCGGUACAAGCGGUACCGACGGUCCGCCGCCGUCGACGACACAUCCGCGGCGGACGCGGACACGUCUGCGGCGGACUUCGCGAACGCGGACGUCGCGAACACGGCCGCCGAAGACACGGCCGCGGACUUUUCGUUGGCGCGCUCGUCGGCCGCCAAGCAGCUGUACCGGCGCAAGCGGUUCCGCCGGUCCGCGGUCGCCGCGUACCCGAACGGCGUGAUCCGACCGUACCACUACAACAACAACCACCGGGCGGGGUAUCAACCGCACGGGCUAACGCUGGCCGCCGACCUUCAGCUUCAGCAGAACCGCCGCCGGCGUUACCGGUACGCGGCCGACCCGUACCACUACAAGCGCAACGGCGCGGCCACGUCCUGGGACCGUUCGGCCGAGUUCCGGCGCCGGUACCUCAGGUUCCCGCCCACGCACGACGCCCCGCCGCCCGCGUACAACAACAUCGUCGGCGGCGGCAACCCGUGGUCGCCGGCCGCCGUGCUGCCCGGCCACCUGUCGCAGCAACAACAGCAACCGUUCAGCUACCUGCCGCAGUACCCGAUCCAGCCGCCGCAGUCGCCGCCGUCCAUGGGUCCCAGGAGUCCCCGGCUCGUGUUCCGGGACCCCGUGGACCAGGGAACGCUGCAAGCGCCGUUCGGCGGGCCCAACGGACUCCAAGACCUGUUGGUCUCGCAGCCCGAUGACGUCAAAGAUGAAUGGACCGACUUGGAAGUAGACAGCAAGCGCAAUAGUUUGUGCAAUACAGGAAGCUGCGAAUUUUUGUUAACUUGCUGGAUGGCAUCCGGUUACAUUGAGAGCACCUGUGGUGGCUUCCUAUACGUUUGUUGCGACCGAAAUUCCGCCAAAACGAACGAAAAUAUUGCUAUCAAUACUAACAGAGCGUCGGUGCCGGUCGACUAUGGCCCAGUGACUAACGACCCCAGUUGUGGUGUUUCGGUGGCCAAGCAACAAGGAGCGCAAAGAAGAAUUGUUGGAGGCGACGAAGCCGGGUUUGGCAGCUUUCCAUGGCAGGCUUAUAUUCGAAUCGGAUCCAGUCGGUGCGGUGGUUCGUUGGUGAAUAGGUAUCACGUAGUAACAGCCGGUCACUGUGUUGCCAGGGCGUCGGCUCGACAAGUACAGGUGACGCUCGGCGAUUACGUCAUCAACUCGGCAGUGGAACCGUUGCCGGCGUACACGUUCGGCGUCCGCAAGAUCAGCGUGCACCCGUUCUUCAAGUUCACGCCCCAGGCCGACCGGUUCGACGUGGCCGUGCUCAGGCUGGACAGACCGGUGCAGUACAUGCCGCACAUAGCGCCCAUCUGCUUGCCGGACAAGGGUGAAGACUUUUUGGGCCACUACGGAUGGGCAGCCGGAUGGGGAGCUCUGCAAGCCGGUUCUAGACUGAGGCCAAAGACGCUGCAGGCUGUCGACGUUCCAAUCAUCGACAAUAGACAGUGUGAAAGGUGGCACAAGUCCAACGGCAUAAACGUUAUAAUCUACGACGAGAUGAUGUGCGCAGGUUACCGGGAAGGAUCGAAGGAUUCGUGCCAAGGCGAUUCGGGUGGACCACUGAUGCUGGAGAAGACGGGCAGAUGGUACUUGAUCGGGAUCGUGUCGGCCGGUUACUCGUGCGCACAGCGCGGGCAGCCCGGCAUAUACCACAGGGUGGCGUUGACGGUCGACUGGAUUUCCUACAUAAUCAAUUCGUCGCAGCAAUAGUAAUAUAGCAGUGUACUGUGUAUACCAUACCUACACCGUGUGCUAUGCGAAAGUCCCCGACGGACCGAUGUAGACAUCGUACAUAAUAAUAAAACAUUAUUAUAUACAGUGCGUACCGCUUUUCUGAUACCCAAACUAUUCAUAUUAUUUAUAACGUUAAUAAUUUAUAAUAAAUAUAGCAUGAUAUACACAUAUUGUGUGCGCGACGUACUUUAAGAUGCGUUCGUAUAUUAUUUAAUAAUAUAUUAUAUUAUGCAUAUUAUAUUAUUUUAUUUUAUUUUAUACUAUUUAUAGAUAUUUAAGUUAUUUUAUUUUAUUUUAUUGGUAUAUUUUUAAUAACGAACCGCAUUUUGGCCACCUGUACGCGAUGCGCGAGAUAAACCUUUGAUCGCAAUGAUGUACCUAUUAUUAUUUUUUUUUUUUUAAAUUAUUAUAACGAUUUUGUUAUUAUUAUUGGCUGCGGCGAAACGAUUAUUAGCGACCGAAUCUUGCAUUUGAUCACUCGCACGCAAGACACUACGCCACCCUCAACCGAGACCACAGCGCAUCGCCACCGUGCAUGUCUCGAUUUAAUGUUAUUUUAAUAUAAUAUUGUAUAUAUAUAAAAACGUGUACAGUAAAUAGUAAUGAAUAAUUUUACGUGUAUAAACUCACAAUGUGGCUGUAAUAAUAGUGUAAUUAAUUUAAUAACAAUAAUAGAAGUAUAUGAGAUCACAAAAACCAAAAA